Molecule: messenger RNA, 2703 nt
Organism: Leptopilina boulardi
Lineage: Eukaryota; Metazoa; Arthropoda; Insecta; Hymenoptera; Figitidae
Exons: 10
Coding region: 509-2449 (646 amino acids)
Biological process (GO): transmembrane transport; monocarboxylic acid transport
Molecular function (GO): monocarboxylic acid transmembrane transporter activity
Source: RefSeq, a predicted model, not a curated record
UUUCUGCUGAUAAGAUGUUAAAAGCUACUAAUUGUUUUCAACUUUAAUAUAUGUCUAUUAGUUCCCAUCAAGUGCAUAUUGAGACUAUAAUAUAUUAAAUUAACGAAAAUAAAAAAAAAAAACAAAAAUUGAAAUUGUGUUUUUCAUAAAAUAGAAUAAAAAAAAUUUUUUAAAUUAGUUUAUAUUUUUUUAUAUUUCGAAAAACGGGAGCAAAAAAAAAAAUUUGUGUGUGUUAAGAAGAGGAAAAAAAUUGUUUUUCAAUUUAUAUUUUGAAAAAUUGGAAAAUAAAAAAAUAUGUGAAAAAAAAGAAAUUUUCCACUUUCAGACAUUUUUUUAAAAAUUAAAUUAAUUAACGGCCUCAAAAUAAAAAAUUAAAAUUUUUUUAAUUUAAUAAUAAAAAAAAAGUCGUGUAAGUGAUAAUAAUGGGAUUUAAAUUGAAAAAAUAAUAAAAAAUUGUGACUAUUUUUUUUUUUUUAUAUAAAAAAAUAAAUUCCUCGUGUGUAUAUAUAUGAGAGAUAGUAUGCGCACUAUUUCUGGAUCCGCCAAUGGGGCGACGAAAAAUUUAUCCGACGAAACAAGGGUGGGGGUAGUGGAAAAAGACAAAUGCACGGAAAUGCAAAAAACAAUAGUGGAAGAAAAUGAUGAGGAGGAAGAAGAAAUUUGUUUGGAUGAAAAAAUUGCACCCGAUGGCGGAUGGGGUUGGAUGGUUGCAGUUGGCUUAAUUUUAGUUUUUACAACAACAAUUGGACCAGCAGCAUCAUUCACAAUAGUAUUUGGAGAUUUUUUAAAUCAAUCAAAUCAAGCGAGUUCAGCGACAACAAUUCUCAAUUCUAUUUUUAAUAUAAGUUUCUCACUGGCAGGUGUAGGUACAAAUCCACUUUUAAGGAUAUUUUCAGUGAGAACAUUAGGUAUCAUUGGAGCAGUGAUAUUUGCGAUACCAAAUAUUUUGGCAGCUUUUGUCAGUCAUGUUUUUGAAUUGGGAAUUAUAUUUUUUCUUCAGGGCAUCGGUCUUGGUUUGAUCUUCACUAUUUGCAAUACAAAUUUCAACGCCUACUUUGUAAAGCGAAGAGCAACCGUCAUGAGCGCCUGUCAGACGAUUGUCGGUCUUGGUUGCAUUGUUUAUCCAAUCUGGAUUGAAAAGAUGAUGAAGGCUUAUGGGUUCCGAGGAACCGCGGCAAUAAUUGGCGCAUUGAGUUUGAAUUGCAUUGUGGGAAUGGCAUUAAUGCAUCCAGUUGAUUGGCAUUAUAAGAGAUCGAAAAAAAAUGUGAUCGGUGAAAAAAUGAUAUUAUUAAAGACAGAAUCAAUUGGUAAUAAUCGAUUUUCAGGUGAAUUUCGAUUUAUUCACGAUCAUUGGAAACGACGUUCGACAAUCGAUACAAUUCAUCCACCAAUGAAGAGUGGCAUGUGGAAUAGUCUUCGUAGUCUGACAGAAAAUGACGGGGAAAAUAAGACAUCAUUUUCACGUCGUGGAUCAGUGUCAAAUGUUGAAUCGGGAAUAAUUCGACGACGUGCAAAUACAGUAAGUCAUAAAAAUGGAAGUGUCGCAAAAUUAUUGACCGAAGCAUUGUCAUCGUCAAGUUUAGCAAAUUUACGUAUGCCCGUUGGUUUUGAUAAUUUAAAUAAUGCCGAAGUUAUUGUGAAGACAAAAUUUUAUGAAAAACCAAAAAUCAUUGAAUUAAUGACAAUGGAAAAAACGAAAGAUGUUGAAAAAUUGAAGGAAAAAGAAAUGCUUAAAGAAAAAGAAGUUUUCAAGAGUAGAGAUAAUUUAGCAAGUCAUUUGGAACCAACGAAAAAAAAGGGAUGGAGUUUUUCGGAUGUAAUUGACAUGGAUUUAAUGAGGGAUCAAAAAUUUAUUAACACAUGCCUUGGAAUAAGUUUUGUAUUUACAAGUGAUUUUACAUUUAGUUCACUAUUACCAUUGAUGAUGGCUAAAUUUAAAUAUACACAAACUGAUGCUGCAUUAGCAAUAACUGUUGGUGCAACAGCUGAACUUAUUUCAAAAAUAUUACUCUCAAUUUUUACAUUGGUCGUUGAUGCACGACCAAAGAAAUUAUUUUUUGUCGCUAUGAUUUGUAUGGCUCUUGCAAAAAUUGGAUUUUUCUAUUUGGAGCAUACAAUGAUGGGUUUAUUUUGUAUGGUGGCAUUAAUUGGUAUGGUGAGAUCAUGGUUAAUGGUACCACAAGCCUUAGUUGUUGUGGAAAAUAUAAGUGUCGAUAAAUUUGCAGCAGCUUAUGGCGUUUUUGCCAUUAUCAGUGGAUUAAUAUCAAUUGUUUUUGGACCAGCUGUCGGUCUCAUUAAAGAUUGGACUAACAGUUAUGACCUCUGUCAGUUGGUACUCGUGGGUUUAAACGUGUUGUUCAUUGUGCCUUGGGGAAUGGAAUUUCUCUCCGAAUAUACUGUGAUGAAGAAUGAUAAAAAAAGGCCACUCAGUGAAUUGAGAACAAUAUGAAGUAGCAACUUUUACAAUUAUUAUUAUUAUUAUUAUUAUUACUAUUAUUACUAUUGUAAUUGAUAAGAACAAAAUGAUAACAGACAUAUGUCUGGGAAAAAUUCUACGACACAAAUAUACACAGUAUUUUUUUUUUUUUUUUUUUUUUAAUAGUCAAAUUUAUAAAUUAAUAAUGAAAAAACAUUUCAUUACUUUUUUAAUAUGUAAAAUAAAAGUAAAAAAAAAAAUUUUAUUGUAAAUAUAAUAAAUACAAA